CAAAAUUCAGACAGUCACUCUCAAAUUCACCAUAGGAAACAGGAAAGGCUGUUCUCUGACUCUGUCCGUCAAUGCUCUGACACUCAACUCUCCUUCUUCCCUACCCAGUAGCCAACUACCCAUGCACAAAUAUACACAAAUUCGGACUUUCUGAACACCCUAGUCUGUUUCUCAAUCACCCAAAGAAUGGCAUCAGUUGAUGCUCAAAGCCGCCUCUCCAUCCCCGACUUCCUCAAUUUCUUGCCCACCGAACCAAAAGUCUCCUAUUCAUACAAACGGCCCUCCAGUGCUCACCUGCAGCUCUUCUGGACUCAUCAAAAGCCUGAAACCCUUAAAGAAAAGAUCAAAUCUGCACUUCAGCUCUUAGACUUGUCUUACUUUCCAACUUUAGUUCAGUUCUGGGCACCCAAGAUCAUCAAAGAUCAAUGCCAUCUUACCACUUCAGACCAACCCUUUGGUCUCACUGUUUUGCGCAAAGGUCUCUGUUCUUAUAGAAAGUUGUGUGUAGGGUAUGAGUAUUUUGCUGGUGAGGAGCUAGAAGGGAAUCUUGGGCCUCCGGGUCGGGUAUUUAGAAAUGGGUUUGAUGAAUUUUGUCCAGAUGUGAGGUUUUAUGACAAGGAAGAUUACCCACUUAGGGAGAGUGCUUUAGGCUGUGGGAUUGGGGGAUCCUUGGCUUUGCCUGUUUUUGAAGCUACUGGGGAGAGGUGUAUUGGGGUUCUGGAAUUUGUUACUGUAUGGGAUGGGAGUUAUUGCUUGACUGAUUACAUUUGGAGAAUCAGAGAUGCUCUAAAGGGAGUAGGUUUGAGAUGUUUAGAUGUCUGUCGGCCCUUUGAUAUCAAUGGAGGUUCCGAAAGGCUCAAGGACACACUUGAGGAAAUCGAGAAGGUAUUGGAAGUGGUUUGUAAUAAACACAAAAUGCCUUUAGCCCAGACCUGGUUCCCGAGUUCUGAUGGAAUCCACACGGAGAGUGUAAUGAUGACAACCAAAAAGGGAUCGUAUGUGUUAGGCAAGAGGAUUUCUUCCUUCCAAAAGGACUGUACGUACUUUCCUAUAAAGAAGGGGCAGGGGGUUGUUGGCAACGCCUUUUUGUCUCGAAAUUUGAGUUCCUGCAAGGAUUUGACUUGCUUAAGUAUAAACGAGUACCCCUUUGCCCCCGGUGCACGGAAGGUUGGUUUAACUUCCAGUUUUGCAGUUUGUUUGAAGAGUAUGGAUUCUGAAAACGAUGUCUAUGUCAUAGAAUUCUUUCUAUCAGACCAACCGGCUUGCAGCCAAUCACAGACCUCGCUGGAUUCACUUGCAGUAACUAUUAACGAGCAUUUCCAUAGUUUUAAUAUUGCUGCUGCAGAGAACUUUCAUAACGAUGUUAAGAUGUCUGAGGAUGAAAAGCUUGAAGAUCCACCGAGUAAGGAGAAGAUGGUGGCUUUAGAAGGUGGAGACACGGGGAGUGAUAUUGAUGCUAACUUAACGAAACUCGAGUCAUCAGAAGAUCAGGGUGGUGUUCACUUAGGCGACGAUGAGAGCCAAGGAAACAAUACGUUAGAUGCAGAUCAAAAAGGCGUUGGUUUCGGUUCUCAAGAGAAAGAAGACAACAUUCAGCCAUCAGAGACGGGAGAUGGUAAUGCCAACUCUUCUGAGUGCAUUCCAAGCAAACGUUUAACUUCUGAGCAUGAAUCUGAUCCCGGUGGCAAGAAACAAAAGAUAGAAUCAUUCCCGAUGGAACAGUCUUGCGAUGAUACUACUCCAGCCAACUGCCCUGAUUCUGUUUCUUCCCCGAUGCCACAAGCUACAACCUCGGAAGAUAAAACUCGCAUCCCAGUAAAGGUGGUCCACAAAGAUGUUAUCAUAAAGUUCCUGCUGUCUCUUUCAUCAGGAAUCGUGGAUUUCGAGGGUGAAGUUAUAAGCAGGAUGAAGUUAGAAGCCAAAAGCUUUCUCAUCAAGUGUCAAGACAAAGACGAGAAUUGGCUUCAAAUGCAGAGCGAUAUGGAUCUGCAGAAUUAUAUGAACACCAUGAGGACAUCGGGCCAAAGCACAGUUAAAUUUUUUGUCGAGCUAAUUACCAAUUAGCCUCCUUAAUCUCACUGGAUGGAAUUAUGGAAACAUGUCUUCACUUGUGUAAUUCAUACUUCAUUUCCUUUGGUUUGUUUUCAGUUAUGGCAGAACUUAUCUUUGAAGCUUUAAAUCUCUUUCUCUGAGUUCUCUAAGAAAAUCUGAGAAAUUGAGGAA
Molecule: messenger RNA, 2223 nt
Organism: Ipomoea nil (Japanese morning glory)
Lineage: Eukaryota; Viridiplantae; Streptophyta; Magnoliopsida; Solanales; Convolvulaceae
Product: protein NLP6-like
Exons: 3
Coding region: 187-2064 (625 amino acids)
Molecular function (GO): DNA-binding transcription factor activity; protein binding
Source: RefSeq, a predicted model, not a curated record